Messenger RNA from Pogona vitticeps (central bearded dragon), 1852 nucleotides. Lineage: Eukaryota; Metazoa; Chordata; Lepidosauria; Squamata; Agamidae. The record is from RefSeq and is a predicted model, not a curated record.
UAGAUGUGGAAAGUCAAUAUUUGCCCACAGAGAGAGGGGAGCGUUGCACAAAGAGGCGCAGCUACUACAGCAGCAGCAGGCCUUCGCCCCACCCUGCUCCGACCACUCAAACAUGGCCCCCCUACCCCCAGUGGUGCUGCAGCUGCUGCUCCUCUGCCUGCCCGUGUUGCAGGUCACACGCCACGGGGUGCCGUGUGUGUCCGCCCUGGAGUCAGAAGAAGGGGCUCAAAAGAACAUCCUCCUGGACCUCGUUGGGGACGAGCCCGCAGAAAAGGAUCUUAUCCUGCCCAGCCCAGAGCCACUCCAGGCCGCCCCUGGGUUGGAGCCCGAGCCCCAAGAGAACAUGCUGGGCUCCGUGGGGCUGCCCCCCAAUGUCUCCAGCGAGGCACCCACUGCAGGGGGCGAGGCUUCGGCGGCUGCCAACGGGACCCCUGACGGGCAAGGGUUGCCCCAAAACUCUUCCGAGGCCAUGGAGGGCGUCCCCGGCGGGACAGGCUGUGACCGGGACAUCCCCCCCGAGAGGAUGGCCCAGAUAGCUCAGGGCAUGCUGAGGCUGGGGACCGAUCUCCUGAAAGAGAUGGAGCUGGAGGACCCCCACGGCAACCUCUUCUUCUCUCCCCUCAGCGUCAGCCUGGCCCUGGCCCACCUCUCUCUAGGAGCGGCGAACCAGACGGAGAAGCAGCUGCUGGGGGCGCUGCACGCCGAGUCGGUGCCUUGCCUCCACCAGGCCCUGCGCAGGAUUUCCCAGCAUCUCAGAAACACGGCCCUCAGCUUAGCUGGCCGGCUCUACCUGAAAAAAGGAUUCCCCAUCAAAGAGACAUUCCUAGAAGACUCGGAGAGGUUCUACGGGGCCAAGCCGGCCACCUUGUCCGGAAACACCGAGGCCGACCUAAAAGGCAUCAACAACUGGGUGAAGGAAGCAACCAAUGGGCAAAUUCCCUCCAUGCUCUCUGAGCUGCCUGCCAGUGUCGUGAUGGUCCUGCUCAACGCUGUGCAUUUCCGAGGGUUUUGGAAGACCAAGUUCGACCCCCUCCUGACUGAGCUGAGCACCUUCCACCUGGAUGAAGAGUUCAUGGUCUCUGUGGAAAUGAUGAAGGCACGAGUAUACCCCCUGAGUUGGUUCACAGUGGAUUCCCUGGAUGUCCAGGUCGCCAGGUUCCCCUUCAAGGGCAACACGAGUUUUGUGGCCGUCGUCCCUAACCACUUUGAGAGGAACUUCUCCCAGCUGCUCGGCCAGCUCCACAGGGCCGACCUCCGCCACCCUUUCCCCAAGGAGAAGCCCACCCUGGUGAAAAUGCCAAAGCUGCACUUACGCUACCACCUGGACCUUCAACAAGCCCUCAGCCACUUAGGUCUGGGGGAACUGUUCUCUGCCCCCAAUUUCCGUCCCAUUGCAGAGGGACCCCUGUUUGUCUCCAGCAUCCAGCACCAAGCUGCUGUCGAACUCACAGAGGCCGGGGUGGAGGCGUCGGCUGCAACCAGCGUGGCCAUGUCUCGCUCGCUCUCGGCUUUCCAUCUUAACCGCCCUUUUUCCUUCUUUAUCUUUGAUGACGUGUCCGGCAUCCCUCUCUUCCUCGGCACCAUCCGUAACCCCAAUCCGAGUGCACCCCAGCAGAGGAAAAUGGAGGAUUGUGCGCCGGCCGACAGCAGAGAGUCUUCGCAGCCCUGCGCUACAGAUUCUGAGAAGCCCUGAAUGGCCAGGGGGAGGCAGGGAGGCCUAGGCAGCUGCAUAAGAAGAGUCACCCGCCUCUUUCGCCCCCCCCCACACAAUCGCUGCCUCUCCUGUUGGCCCCUUGUGGGAAUGGCUUGUGAUUUUGUACUGAGUUCAUAAAACCUUCAGUGGAUAGUCCUA